Oreochromis aureus is the source of this 1304-nucleotide messenger RNA. RefSeq names its product L-rhamnose-binding lectin SML-like. Gene Ontology annotation, molecular function: carbohydrate binding. Bases 241 to 888 code for a protein of 215 amino acids. The record is from RefSeq and is a predicted model, not a curated record. The transcript has 9 exons. NCBI's taxonomy places the organism in Eukaryota, Metazoa, Chordata, Actinopteri, Cichliformes, Cichlidae.
AUGAGAUCUGAGCCUCUCCCAGCUGUCAUAGGUCAGCUGAGCCAGGCUUAUAUAACUUUUAAUGUAAAGUAGUUUUAUUUCCUUGUUCUGUUGCAGCUGAGAUAGAAGAUACUCUGCUUUUCAGGGUUUUUACGUGUUUUGCAUAUACAUCAGAGGCACUAACCAAACAGUGUAAAUCCAGCAGCUCUGUGUUUGAUCCUCCAUCAGCUCAGCUCUUCACUGUAAUCCAGAUCUCCUAACAUGAUGCUCUGCUCCGGACUCAGCAGCACACUGUUGCUGGCAGCAACGUGUUCACUCAUCACUUCAGGCUUUAUCAGAGCUCAAGUCUCCGUUCCUCCCACUGUGACCGCCAUAUCCACAGGGAGAGUGGUCACCUCUAACGGCCUCAGUGAUCUUCACCUGAGCUGUGUGGGUGGAAAGAUCAUUGUGAGGUCAGCUGUGUACAGAUGUGGAGGUGAAGUAACCUGCUCUCAGGGUGACGCUGAGAACAACGUCAGGAACAGCUGUGAUGGAAAAACAGUGUGUGACAUAAAGUCAAACAUUACUUAUGAUCCUGGAGUCUGCAGAUACCUGGAGACCACCUACGACUGCUUCACACGCUACAAUGUAACAUGUCAACAAUUCCAGUCAAACCUUCAGUGUGGUGCAGGACAGGUUAUAGUCGUCUCCUGGGCGAAUUAUGGUCGCCGUGAUACAACCACGUGCCCUGGCCAAUAUACUAUCGCAAAUCUCUACGAUGUUAACUGCUUCUGGCCAGGAAGCAUGGAAUAUGUAACUAACAGGUGUAAUGGGAAAAACAGCUGUACUGUUGAAGAACCAAGCUCAGUAGACCCGUGUGUAAACAUUUAUAAGUACCUGGAGGUGUUUUACACUUGUCAGGGCCAAUAAAGCUGGACAUGGGCCAGUAAAACGUCUACACUUCCAAAAGUCUUGUUUCGAGCAGCACAGAAACUUUGCAUGAAAGCACAGGACGACGUCAGAAUGCUGACAUGCUCACAUUUCUCCCCUGCAGCCACCACAUACUCCUUUAGACGCUACAGACACAAACUCACUCACUGCACACAUAAACUAUUAAAAAAAACACUAUAACCUACGUCAUCCAGGAGUUACAACACUGUAAAACAUUUAAUGCAUUAUUUCAUGUUAUAAAACAUGUAAACCUUGUUUUAUUUGACAUUACUGUACUUGAUUAUUAUUAUUGCUUAUUCAUUUUUGCAUUUAAGGUAAUGCUUUCUUUCAUUUUAAUAUCGUGUGUGAAAUAAAAUAAUUUAGGUAUGCAUGGUUAUAUGUAUGCAGUACAACUA